GAAAAAACCAAAGGUCCACACCUUAGUUACAGUGGACAUCCUCGCAUGCUAAAAUUCCCCCCUUUUAUCCUUGUCCGAAUUUUGUUUGCUAUAAGUAUACUCCCACACUCCCCUUCUACAACCUCCUCAUUUUCCCGGCCCUCUGUUUUCCUUGCUAAUCUGCUCCCAGUUUUUUUUCUUCCCAUUUUAUCCUUUUCUUCCUGUUUAUAUAUUUGUGUUUAUUACUCCGGUGGGGGGAGUAGUUAGGUUUCCGGUGAGAAUGGCGUUGCUGUCAGAACAGGGGACGGAGAUCGUGAUUCCGGUGUGCGCGGUCAUCGGCAUCAUCUUCUCGCUUGUGCAGUGGUACAUCGUGUCCAAAGUCAAGGUCUCGCCGGAGAGAAGCGGCGCCGCCGCAUCGCCGGCUGCAAACAACGGGAAGAACGGCGGCUACAACGACUACCUGAUUGAGGAGGAGGACGGAAUCGACGACCAAAACGUCGUCGCUAAGUGCGCCGAGAUCCAGAAUGCUAUCUCCGAGGGUGCAACAUCAUUCCUCUACACCGAGUACCAAUACGUGGGAAUCUUCAUGAUAGCUUUCGCGAUCCUCAUCUUCCUCUUCCUCGGUUCAGUCGAGGGUUUCAGCACAAAGAACCAGCCAUGCACGUAUAACAAAGAAACCCUCUGCAAACCAGCCCUCGCCACCGCCGUUUUCAGCACCGCCUCCUUUUUGCUUGGUGCAGUCACCUCGGUCAUAUCCGGUUUCCUAGGCAUGAAAAUCGCCACCUAUGCGAAUGCACGAACAACCCUUGAAGCCAGAAAAGGUGUCGGAAAGGCCUUCAUCGUUGCAUUCCGAUCCGGCGCUGUAAUGGGCUUUCUCCUAGCGGCAAACGGGCUUUUGGUUCUAUACAUCACCAUAAAUUUAUUCAAGAUUUACUACGGUGACGACUGGGAAGGGCUUUUCGAAGCUAUUACCGGAUACGGUCUCGGUGGGUCCUCCAUGGCUUUGUUCGGAAGAGUCGGUGGUGGGAUUUACACCAAGGCCGCUGAUGUUGGCGCUGACCUCGUCGGUAAGGUCGAGCGGAACAUUCCGGAAGAUGACCCCAGAAACCCUGCCGUGAUUGCGGAUAAUGUUGGAGACAACGUGGGAGAUAUUGCUGGAAUGGGGUCCGAUCUUUUCGGUUCGUACGCUGAGUCAUCGUGCGCGGCUCUUGUUGUGGCCUCGAUUUCGUCUUUUGGGUUGACUCACGAUUUCACCGCAAUGUGCUACCCUUUGCUUAUCAGCUCAAUGGGAAUCUUGGUUUGUUUGAUAACCACUCUUUUCGCUACCGACUUUUUCGAGAUCAAGGCUGUAAAAGAAAUCGAACCGGCAUUGAAGAAGCAGCUAAUCAUCUCCACUGUUCUUAUGACUGUCGGAGUUGCAAUCGUCACGUGGACUUGCCUGCCUUCUUCCUUCACAAUCUUCAAUUUCGGCGCUCAAAAAGUCGUCAAGAAUUGGGAACUAUUCCUCUGCGUUUGCGUCGGUCUUUGGGCUGGACUCAUUAUCGGGUUCGUCACUGAAUAUUACACAAGCAAUGCUUACAGUCCUGUGCAGGAUGUUGCUGAUUCAUGCAGAACCGGUGCUGCGACCAAUGUUAUAUUCGGUCUCGCGUUGGGUUACAAAUCAGUCAUAAUUCCGAUUUUCGCCAUCGCGGUUAGCAUAUUCGUCAGUUUCACAUUCGCCGCCAUGUACGGUAUUGCUGUAGCUGCUCUGGGUAUGCUGAGCACAAUCGCUACCGGCUUAGCUAUCGAUGCUUAUGGUCCGAUCAGCGAUAACGCUGGCGGCAUAGCUGAGAUGGCCGGUAUGAGCCACCGCAUUCGCGAGAGAACCGACGCUCUUGAUGCUGCCGGAAACACCACUGCCGCCAUCGGAAAGGGUUUUGCAAUUGGAUCAGCUGCACUCGUUUCAUUGGCACUCUUCGGAGCGUUUGUUAGCAGAGCGGAAAUCAAGACAGUUGAUGUGUUGACUCCGAAAGUCUUCAUCGGAUUAAUCGUCGGAGCGAUGCUGCCGUACUGGUUCUCAGCCAUGACGAUGAAGAGCGUGGGCAGUGCCGCCCUGAAGAUGGUGGAGGAAGUGAGGAGGCAGUUCAACACGAUUCCCGGUAUUAUGGAAGGUACCGCCAAACCGGAUUACGCCAGGUGUGUGAAGAUAUCGACUGAUGCUUCGAUUAAGGAGAUGAUUCCACCUGGCUGCCUAGUCAUGCUUACGCCUUUGAUUGUCGGAACCUUCUUUGGGGUCGAGACACUCGCUGGGGUUCUCGCCGGUGCCCUCGUUUCUGGCGUGCAGGUUGCGAUAUCUGCAUCGAACACUGGUGGUGCAUGGGACAAUGCCAAGAAAUACAUCGAGGCCGGUGCAUCGGAGCAUGCAAGAACACUCGGGCCAAAGGGAUCGGAACCGCACAAGGCUGCUGUUAUAGGUGACACAAUAGGGGACCCACUAAAGGACACUUCAGGCCCUUCGCUAAACAUCCUCAUCAAGCUAAUGGCAGUCGAGUCGCUCGUUUUUGCUCCUUUCUUCGCCACUCACGGUGGCCUUCUCUUUAAACUCUUCUGAUCAAUCAUCAAACAUGCUCUUCGUCUCUCGUUUUCUCUCCUACUUUUCCCAAUGUAAGAAGCAUCUUUCGCUCUGUUUUUUCGUGUCCAAUUUUCUCAAGUACGGGAAUUUUCUCUGUUUUUUUUUUUUUUAAGUUAGGUCGUAGCUAGCGAGAUUUUAAAUUUUGUUGAAUUGAUGAUGAUGAUGAUAAUUCUGUUGGUUAAAUUGAAUGAUGAUAAAAAAAUCUGCAUCCAUCACAAGUAUUAGUUUUUUGUCCUAAAAAGUCCCAUUUUUCUUACUUUUCUUUGUAAUGGUUUUGUUACAAGAACACUUUUUUAAUUGGCAA
Erythranthe guttata (spotted monkey flower) is the source of this 2894-nucleotide messenger RNA. RefSeq names its product pyrophosphate-energized vacuolar membrane proton pump 1. Gene Ontology annotation, molecular function: diphosphate hydrolysis-driven proton transmembrane transporter activity; inorganic diphosphate phosphatase activity. Gene Ontology annotation, biological process: proton transmembrane transport. Gene Ontology annotation, cellular component: membrane. The record is from RefSeq and is a predicted model, not a curated record. Lineage: Eukaryota; Viridiplantae; Streptophyta; Magnoliopsida; Lamiales; Phrymaceae.